CUGAAGAGGAAGGCAUAAAUAGAGUUUUAUUCUGUGGAACUAAAAAUUACUCUGACCUUCUGCGGGUGUGUGUGUGGUUAUUCUGGACCAUGCUCUCCCUGUGGUUGUUCCUGCUCCCUUGCCUGAGCCUCCUGCCUCUGGCUCCAGCCGAGAAAGGCCUGGAGUUCCCACAGUAUGACGGGAAAGACCGGGUCCUUGAUGUCAAUGACAAAAACUACAAGAAAGCCUUGAAGCAGCACAACAUGCUAUGCCUGUACUUCCACGAGCCAAUACCAGACAGCAAGGAGCUGCAGAAAAAAUACCAGAUGACUGAGCUGGUGCUAGAGCUUGUAGCUCAGGUGUUGGAAGAGAAGGACAUUGGGUUUGGAAUGGUUGACUCACACAAGGAUACAAAGGUGGCUAAAAAGCUGGGCCUGGAGGAAGAGGGCAGUGUAUACGUUUUUAAGGCUGAUCAUGUGAUCGAGUUUGAUGGCUUUCUCUCAGCAAACACCUUGGUGGAGUUCUUAUUAGACUUAUUGGAGGAACCAGUUGAGGUGAUAGGAAACGCUCUGGAGCUGAGAGCCUUUGACAGGAUGGAAGAAGACAUCCGCCUCAUUGGUUACUUCAAGAGCGAGGACUCUGAGCAUUUUGAGGCGUUCAAAGAAGCAGCAGAGCAGUUCCAGCCCUACAUUAAGUUUUUUGCAACAUUUGAGAAAUCCGUGGCAAAAGAGCUGACUCUGAAGUUGAACGAGGUGGAUUUCUAUGAGCCUUUCAUGGAGGAGCCGGUCACCAUCCCAGGCAAGCCUCACUCUGAGGAGGAGCUGGUGGAAUUCAUAACUCAACACAGAAGACCAACCCUGAGAAAACUGCGUGCAGAGGAUAUGUUUGAGACCUGGGAGGAUGAUAUAGAGGGUAUUCACAUUGUUGCCUUUGCAGAGGAGGAAGACCCUGAUGGUUUUGAGUUCUUGGAGAUCCUCAAGGAGGUUGCCAGAGAUAACACCCACGUACCAGAUCUCAGCAUUGUCUGGAUUGACCCUGAUGACUUCCCUCUGCUGAUCCCCUAUUGGGAGAAGACCUUCAAGGUGGACCUGUUCAGACCUCAGAUAGGAGUCGUCAAUGUUACAGAUGCUGACAGCGUGUGGAUGGAGAUGGACGAUGAAGAGGACCUGCCCACUGCACAGGAGCUGGAGGACUGGAUCGAGGAUGUGCUCUCUGGUAAAGUCAACACAGAGGAUGAUGAUGAUGAUGAUGAUGAUGAUGAUGAUGAUGAUGAUGAAGAUGAUGAUGAAGAAGACGACGAUAACGACGACGAGGAAGAAGACGAUGAUGAGGACAAUGAUGAAAAUGAUGAUGAUGAGGAGGAGGAGGAUGAUGGUGAGGAUGAGGAAGAUGAUGAAGAGGAGGAUGAAGAUGAAGAUGAUGAUGAAGAGUAAUCCACAAUAGUAGAUGUUGACUUUUCAGUUUUGUUGUUGAACAAACUGUACAGUCAAAAUAACUUUUCACAAAGAAAUAAUUCCAAAUUUAUACUGAAGAUGUGCCAGCUCAUUAUAAUAAUAAAUAAUUAUAAUAUCUAUAAUUGUCAUGUUUGACCAUGUAAAUAAGCCUGGAAUGGGUUUUGGAAUUUAAAAUAAAUAAUAUAUACACCUUA
This is a messenger RNA of Notolabrus celidotus (New Zealand spotty), 1627 nucleotides long. It is a transcript of the gene casq2, whose product is annotated as calsequestrin 2. Gene Ontology annotation, cellular component: sarcoplasmic reticulum lumen. Lineage: Eukaryota; Metazoa; Chordata; Actinopteri; Labriformes; Labridae. Gene Ontology annotation, biological process: regulation of cardiac muscle contraction by regulation of the release of sequestered calcium ion. Gene Ontology annotation, molecular function: calcium ion binding. The transcript is spliced from 12 exons. Bases 90 to 1412 code for a protein of 440 amino acids. The record is from RefSeq and is a predicted model, not a curated record.